AUGAUAUCUUGGGAAGGCUUUCCAAUGGAGAUUCGUCUCGCGGUUUUGAAAGAGUUGAUGCAGGAUGCUUGUAGCUUGGCUAACUUCGCCACAGUGUCACGAGAGUGGCAGAAGAUCAUGGAGCCUCACAACUUCUCCCGGAUUAAGCUAAUGUCGGCACGCCUCGUCGAUCCUGCAAUUCUAAAUAUCUUCACAACACUUCGCGUAUGGGAACCAGGCAAUAGCUUGCUACUAGAUAUUAGCGUCUACUCCCCCAGUGACUCGAAGCAUUGGUUCAAAUAUCUGACCUUUGAGCCUGAUGAUGCUUUCGAUAUGUUUGACCGGAAUCAACACACAGUGGCUUCAAUGACGGUCAGACCUACUGACCACCGCCACGGAUGGAUUUCUGGUAGUCGAAAUUCCAUUCUAUCCUCUGACGCCCUCGAAAAACCCUGUAGUGAAAUCAUGGGCGAGUGCCCAUUUGAUGAUGAAGAACAAGAGGGUCAGUGGUGGCAGCAACUGCCAUUAGUCCCGGCAGUAACAGGUGUGCUUCUUCGUCAACAGAGCCGCCGACGAUGGAAGCCGCCCGCAUUGGCACGUGAUGCAAUUGGUACACAUGUUGGGAAUAUUAUGAGAUGCUGA
Molecule: messenger RNA, 621 nt
Organism: Botrytis deweyae
Lineage: Eukaryota; Fungi; Ascomycota; Leotiomycetes; Helotiales; Sclerotiniaceae
Exons: 2
Coding region: 1-621 (206 amino acids)
Molecular function (GO): protein binding
Source: RefSeq, a predicted model, not a curated record